AUGGCCAGCGCCCACGCAAGAGGGUUAUACGAGGCGCCCUCGUAUAAACCCCGCCAGCGGAACAUUACUGACGCGGACGCCGCGCACGUCGCCCAAUAUAACCUAGGCGUGAAGGCAAGCCAUGGGCUAGAUCCCGCUAAAGGCCGAGCAGACCGUCGUUGUGGACACGCACGUGGGCGGAAUCGCCUCCAUCUACAGUAA
Penicillium vulpinum is the source of this 201-nucleotide messenger RNA. RefSeq lists its product as uncharacterized. The coding region runs from base 1 to 201 and encodes 66 amino acids. The record is from RefSeq and is a predicted model, not a curated record. The transcript has a single exon. NCBI's taxonomy places the organism in Eukaryota, Fungi, Ascomycota, Eurotiomycetes, Eurotiales, Aspergillaceae.